Plutella xylostella (diamondback moth) is the source of this 1092-nucleotide messenger RNA. RefSeq names its product allatostatin C (gene AST-C). Lineage: Eukaryota; Metazoa; Arthropoda; Insecta; Lepidoptera; Plutellidae. The record is from RefSeq and is marked provisional.
AAACGCCAUUGCAGAACGCGGAACUACAACAAACGUUUGAGAAUUUUCGCGGGAAAAACUUAUUCCAACUUCGAAUUAAAAAAAGUGAACUCUCAGUUUCUCUCUGCGUUGUUUUUGGUGAACCAGUCCACAGUGAAGAUGAGAAGCAGCGUGAGCAGCGCCGCCAUGUUCGCCGCCGUCGCCCUGGCGCUGCUGUUGUCCGUCACCGCCAUACCCAUGAAAGCUUUUAACCCCCAGCAGGAGUCAGAAGACGAGCAGUCGGAGAACUCUCUGACGAGCCACGGCGGCGGCGGCGCGGAGGCGGACGAGGACCUGUUCUGGAGGAGCGUCGACGUGGCCGCGCUCAGGAAACUGCUGCUCAAGCUGGACGGAGACGAGCGGUUCAACAACAUCGGCGGUCGCGUGAGCCGGGCCUGGCCGCAGCCCGAGCCGCGCGGCUACAGCGGCCGCGGGCCCCGCGCGGAGGGCCGCGUGGCGCGCUCCUGGACCGACAAGAGACAGGUCCGCUUCCGGCAGUGCUACUUCAACCCCAUCUCGUGCUUCCGCAAGUGAACGCCCACCGGACCAGCCAGCCCCAACGAUCGCCACGUUCCACAUUCAAAACUUUAAAAUAAAACCAAACGGUCGGAUCUUGUUCGACAGUCUUUUGUUUUUUGCGGUAACAUUCCUCUCUGUAAAUAGUUUUUUUGAGUAUACGAUUGAUGUUUGAACAACUACUUAUAGUAUAUUUUAGUGUAUUAUGAGCACUUUGAUUCGAACGUGUCUUUGAAAAGAUUUGCAAUUCUUUAUUUGUUAUCUGCUGGGUUGAUGAGAUUUAAAAUUGCAAACCAAUAAAAAAAAGUUUUUCAAAAGUAACAUGCACACACAAUUUGGUUCUAUCAGACAGUUAUUCGCACAUAAGUACGUUUUAAUUAAGAUACUUGAAGUAUUAUCUUACUUCCCCCUUUUAGAUAAAUGUUAAGCAUACAUUUUAUAUUUACAAAAAUCAACUGUAUGUUACACUGUAGAUAAAUUUUACUUAAAUAUUUGGAACUCUAUCGAAAUGAUAUGCAUAGCUAGUUUGAGAAAUAAUUAAAUGUUUUGUCUAAAAGU